CAUGUUUCACCCAAAUAAGAUGUGUUUACGUUUUGCGAUGUGAUGUUUUGCAGUGCUUUAUGUCUGUCAGUAUUUACAUUUCACCCUAUUUUUUUAUCGAAUUAAGAUUUUUGGAAUUUAAACUGUGACAGUGUUAGCGCGUGCAUAUUGCAGUUUUCUUAUAGAUUACUUUCAAAUUACAGUAAAGUGUCCUCGACCUGAUCCCAUCUGCAUGAGCAGUGACAGACAGAUGGCUAACCAUAUGUGUACCUCUGCAGGUGUGAUGGACGAGGAGAUGAUGAGAGAGCCAGCUGGUCUGGAUGGACUGCCACCAAUGUACAGCAUUCUGAAGGGAGAGGUAGUGUCCGUUACAACAUACGGCGCUUUCGUUAAGAUUGCAGGAUACAGAAAACAAGGUCUGGUUCAUAAGAGUGAGAUGUCAGCCUGUCGGGUGGAUAACCCGUCUGAAAUAGUUGAUGUAGGGGAGCAAGUGUGGAUAAAAGUCAUUGGCAAAGAGAUGAAAGAUGAUAAAGUCAAACUGUCCUUCUCUAUGAAAUCUGUCAAUCAAGGCACUGGCCGGGACUUAGACCCCAACAACGUCAUGGCAGAACAAGACGAACGUCGCCGGAGACAGUUCAGAGAUCACACCGGGCAGAAGAUCACAUUGGAGGCUGUGCUCAACACCACAUGCAAAAAGUGUGGCUGCAUUGGUCACUUUGCAAAGGACUGCUUCUCUCAGGCUGGACUGCAGUACAGUUUAGUUCCAGAAGAGGAGGAGGAGCCGCCGACCAGCAACCAGAACACCCAGUCAGAGCCUCAGAAGCGUAAAAAGGAAAAGAAGGCAAAGAAAGAAAAGAAGAAAAAGAGAGAGAGGAAGAGAGAGAGCUCUUCAUCUGAUAGCAACGAUGAAGAUGCAAAACGGCCCCGGCAUUCUCACACACACUCAGACAAGAAGAAAAAACACAAGAAACACAAACACAAGGCGAAGUGAUUUUGGUUUGCAAAACUUGUGCAUGUCGUUGCAUGCGUUGGCAGGUUUAUCCAGAUUAAAUGCAUCUUAUCAGUUUUGGCUUGUAUUUUUUUGUUCAUAUUAAAGUUGAAUUUAAUUUAACCACUAAAA
This is a messenger RNA of Megalobrama amblycephala (Wuchang bream), 1099 nucleotides long. RefSeq names its product zinc finger, CCHC domain containing 17 (gene zcchc17). Bases 212 to 970 code for a protein of 252 amino acids. Lineage: Eukaryota; Metazoa; Chordata; Actinopteri; Cypriniformes; Xenocyprididae. The record is from RefSeq and is a predicted model, not a curated record. Gene Ontology annotation, biological process: RNA stabilization. The transcript has 8 exons. Gene Ontology annotation, molecular function: zinc ion binding; RNA binding.